ACGCGGCUGUCGCGGGAGAUCACGGGAGUUUGGUUUUACGGUGGCGUUACAAAAGACGGAACUGCAGAGGAAAUAACCCGUGAUACGUUGGCAUCACGAUCCUAUGGCAGCUGGCGUCAUCACUAAGCCUGCAGGCGGAGCGAUGCUGGUGCUGUUGCUGCUGCUGUCGGCGCUGCCGGCCUGGGGCCUGCGGUCGCCGCUAGGCAGACGGUACCCGACGGACGGGGGACGCCGGGCGCCGCCCGCGGCCGCUGGUGACGGGCCGCUCUUCCUCACACCGCUCAUCGAGUCGGGCGAGCUGGAGAAGGCCAGGAAUCUCAGCAAGGUGGUUGGCAUCAGUGGAUACGCCUAUGAGAGCCACUCUGGAUACCUGACCGUGAACAAGGAACACAACUCAAACCUCUUCUUCUGGUUCAUUGAAGCCAAGGAAAACGCCGACUCGGCACCGGUGCUGCUGUGGCUUCAGGGCGGGCCCGGCGCCUCCAGCCUGUACGCCAUGUUCGUGGAGAACGGCCCCUACAGCAUCGACGCCGACCUGAACCUGGUGCCCCGCAACCUGACCUGGGUCAACACGCACAACGUGCUCUACAUUGACAACCCCGUCGGCACGGGUUUCAGUUUCACUGACGAUGACGAAGGCUACGCCAAGAACCAAGAUGACGUGGCCAGGGACCUGUAUUCCGGACUGGUCCAGUUCUUCACCAUUUUCGAGCGCUUCCAGACGAACGACUUCUACGUUACUGGAGAAUCCUAUGCAGGGAAGUACGUGCCGGCCAUUUCGUACAAGAUUCACCAGGAGAACCCGAAGGCCGACCUGAAAAUAAACAUGAAGGGCAUGGCCAUCGGGGACGGACUAGUCGACCCGAUAAACAUGCUGAACUACGGCGACCUCCUCUACUCGAUUGGCCUGGUGGACGCUAAUCAAAAGGAGUUCUUCACCCAGAAGGCGGAGGAGACUGCCCAGCUGAUAACCCAGGGAGAUUUUAUGGGAGCUUUCAACGCUUGGGACGUGGUCGUUAACGGAGACAAGACGCCGUACCCGACCUACUACCACAACGUCACGGGCUUCGUCAACUACUUCAACUACCUCUUCCCAAUCGACCCGAACGACCCGAGCACCAACCCCUACAACGACUUUCUAAACCUGCCGUCCACGCGGGAGGCCAUCCACGUCGGUGACCGGCCCUACAACGACGGACAGCCCGUGGAGGACCACCUGCUGAACGACAUCAUGAACUCGUCGAAGUCGAUGGUCGAGGGCGUCCUGGACGGCGGCUACCGCGUGAUGAUCUACAACGGCCAGCUGGACGUCAUCAUCGCCUACACGCUGACGGAGCAGUGGCUGGCCACGGCCAAGUGGCACGGGGCGGAGCAGUACAAGAACGCCGAGCGGCUCAUCUGGCGGGUAGACAACGAGAUCGCCGGAUACGUCCGUGUGGCAGACAACCUGCACGAAGUCAUGGUGCGGAACGCAGGACACAUGCUGCCCACUGAUCAACCGGAGUGGGCUUACGCACUCAUCAACAUGUUCACGAUGCCGGACGGACCUAAGUGGCGACAAUAAAAGUUGUGUCCUUGACACAAUGCGACGAGGCUGGAGGUAGCCCGUCGUUUCGAUCGGCUUCGACUGGGCGCUGGACAGAGGCGUCGAAUGGAGACGCUGCUGCACCGGGGUUCCUGGCGAUAUACGUGUGCGUGGUCUUUAUUGUAUUGCAAGAUGUCUGAGGCUGAAGCACAGCACGCUGAGCUGUGCAAAUCAAACCGAUCAAGCUAGAUGACGGGGCGUCGCGGCUCAAGAAAGCGGUGUUGAGCUCCACGCCACACCACAUGGCAAACCCGGAACACACCUGAAACAGAACGGAUUAUGAUUGCCCUCGUGGGAUUGCUGCGGAUUAUGAUUGCCCUCCUCAUAGGUGCUGACUUAUGUCUACCGUAUAAAUGAAGAUGCGGCUGAGAGGCGGACAGUAAGGGGUGUCACGCGCUGACACGUCGUUUGAGUGCCCGACGACUGCUGAGGCAGCACGGCGCUCAAUGACGUGAUUAAGCGCGUGAUACGGGCUGCAGGAAUCCCAUUCCAUCCCAUCUAACCUGAAACCCACCGCCAACGACCAGGGGGAUGGUAAAGGGCCCGAUGGGGUGACCAUAUUCCCGUUUGCCUGCGGUGAGAGCCUGCUAUGGGAUGUCACAUACGCCAGUACGUUCGCCGCCUCUAACCUUUUCCUCUCCGCGAUAGCCGCUGGCGCUGCAGCUAAAGAAGCCGAAUGCAGAAAGAACAGAAAACAACUCGAGCCUCACUAAGCGGUUGCAGUUCCUACCAGUCGCCUUUGCAAUCGGCGGAGCCUGUGGCCCAUCGACGAGAAAUUUUGCCGAAGGUCUUGCGCUGGGCCGAUUUCUUCGUCGGGUGAUACAUGAGAGAGCGGUUGGCUCUGUCAGCGUCUGACUUUUGCCAUAGCCUGGGGGAACGCGACCUCAGCGGCCUCCGCUCUACCCAGCCUCGAAAAAGUGGAACCUGCGCCUGCCCAUCACAAAGACGGCAUGUCGCAACACCCUGCGGUGUCACCAAAAGAGGAAACCAUGAAGCCAAGUCUCCCAAGAAUGCGAUUGGUGGUGGGACGCGGCCUGUGACUCAGCCGCUCGGCCUUACGGGCCCCGAAAACAUGACCUGGUGCUGACCUACCCGUCAUAUAUGAUACGCGUACCGAUCUGUAGUCCCGUCUGCUUACCGCCUUUGUAAUUGCCGAUUUUAGUGGUGUUUCCCUGACCAAACAACCUGUCUUUAUGAAAAUAUUGAAAAUACCGAGCUUCAUGUGAUCCAUAUGUGCUAGGGUUAUUCGUAGUCUCAUCGUCAAGCUGAAGGAGAGUGUUGGCGCACACGGUGCAGUGCGGACAGUUGUUUGGAAGCAUGUUGUUUUAUAAUUUAAGAUCUAGCAUCGUUAUCUUGCCUGUCGGGAUUUCUUUGUUGUUUUGUCCUCUAAAUGUAUUUGCACGCAACGGGUUGCUGCGCGUCUCCUCCGA
Messenger RNA from Pollicipes pollicipes, 3015 nucleotides. RefSeq names its product venom serine carboxypeptidase. Bases 104 to 1564 code for a protein of 486 amino acids. The transcript has 8 exons. Gene Ontology annotation, molecular function: serine-type carboxypeptidase activity. The record is from RefSeq and is a predicted model, not a curated record. Gene Ontology annotation, biological process: proteolysis. Lineage: Eukaryota; Metazoa; Arthropoda; Thecostraca; Pollicipedomorpha; Pollicipedidae.